Nezara viridula (southern green stink bug) is the source of this 174-nucleotide messenger RNA. NCBI's taxonomy places the organism in Eukaryota, Metazoa, Arthropoda, Insecta, Hemiptera, Pentatomidae. The record is from the annotation of a GenBank genome assembly.
AUGACAGUGCGAAUGCUCAUAUUGAAAGGUAAACAUUGCAGAAAUAGAAGAACUUUGGAUGGGAAAUUAUUCCUCACCUACGGUAUUUUUCUGAUUUGCAGUCUCCAGGACUCAUUAAGUGGCAGGAACAAGAAUUCAGUCGAUGAAGUGAAAAACGAGAAUGAGGAAAACUAA